Molecule: messenger RNA, 6972 nt
Organism: Sabethes cyaneus
Lineage: Eukaryota; Metazoa; Arthropoda; Insecta; Diptera; Culicidae
Gene: woc
Product: zinc finger MYM-type protein 3
Exons: 8
Coding region: 326-5506 (1726 amino acids)
Molecular function (GO): zinc ion binding
Source: RefSeq, a predicted model, not a curated record
UAGUGCUUCGCGGUACGUGAAAAAGUAAAAUAUUGCGGAAAAAAUCCUCGAUCGCCGUCCGGAACCGGUUUCAAUCAGUAGCGAGAACCGCCGGGCAACGCCGGAAUGUGAAAACGGGUGCUGAAGUGUGCGAGUUAGUGCCGAAAAUUCGGAGAUUUUAAAAGAAAUCUCACAACAUCACGAAGAAAAAUUCGUGCAAUCCAAUCAAAAAGAAGCGAAUUCAGAGUUUUUAAGCUGCACAAGCUCUAGUGAGUAAGUUUCACGAUCGGCGCAACGAACGCGGCGGAACUUCCCCGUACGACGAACAAACGCCUCACCAACAAAAAUGGAUGAACUUGGCGAUCAGCCGGCUGCUCCGCCGGUCGAAGACAGCCCGCCAGCAGAAGCAGAAGCACCAGCGCCGGCAGCAGCAAGUGCAGAAGUAGAGGACACGGUUGAGGGUGAAACUAUUAAACAAACGGAUGAUACCGAUGCAGACACAAAGGAAGACGUCGUUGAUGCUAAAGCUACGCCCGCUACCGAGGAAGAAUCGCAAGAAUCUACCUCGGCAGCCGGAGCAGACGAAGUCGAAGGAGAGCAACCCGCUUCCGUUGCGACUAAAAGUGAAGACGAAGAGGGCCCUGCCGAAACCGUAGAACCAGCAGCAGCAGCAGCGUCGUCAAGCCAGCAAGACGGUGAACCGGAGCAAAUGGACGUUGACGCUGCUAGUCCGGAUGUGAAGGAAGAGGAUGAAUCAUUUAAAAAAGACAGUGAUGGCAAUGAUGAGGGUGGUGGUGCAGCAACAACAACAACACCAGCAGAAGAAACAGCAGCCAGUAAAGACGACGGAGAUAGUUUCACGCCAACGCUGGAGCCCGUGAGCGAGAAGGGUGAAAGUCAGUGCGUCGUCGAGCGAGAGGAAGAAGAAGGUGCUGCCGGCAGCAGUCGUCCGGGCAGCGCAGCUGCGGGCGAUUUACUGGACGACAUCGAAAUGACGAACGUCGACGAAAGUCGACACCACGGCGAUGAGGGUGAACCGAUGGAUGAAACGGACAAAUCGCUUGAUCAAUCGGCAACCGGCGCUGUCGCUACGUUGGAUCCAUUCGAUCAGGUCAAGCAUGCAGCGGAACAAUCGAAAGAUGAAUCGUCGAUUCAGAAUGAUGAAAGCGGCGUCGGCACCGGCGGGGACGACAACAAUGAUGCGACGAUGAACAACAGCACCGAGGCGGACGAAACGCUGCAGACAACGGAGAAUGACACGUCGGCGUUAAACGAAACCACCCUGUCCGCCGCCACCGAGACGGCUGAGGAUAGUGUGGCUGAAGAUGGAGUUGUUGAGCUGACUGAAGGGGAGGGAGUUGAUGAAAAUGUUUGCCUGCUGCCGGACGAUGAGCGCGAGCUAUCGGAUGCGGAUAAGGAACGUGCCCGGGUGGUUCGUGAAGCCGCUGAAGAAGCCGAGAAAAGUCAGGAUGGAAUGGAUAAAACCGGGGAUGAACCGGCGGAGAAAACAACGACGGGUGAUAAAACACCACCGGUGGAACCGGUGGAUGGCGACGUUGUGGAUGCGGGAAAGGAAACCGCUGCUGAAAAAGAAACUACCGCUGCUGAGAAAGCAACGGAUGCCGUCGCCGAGCCAGCAGCUGAAACCGUUGAUUUGGAGAAGGAACCAUCGCCCGAGGUACGGCUGGAAUCGGGUGCCGAGCACAUCGAGGAGAUUGAACCGGAGCAAGAUCAUGCUGCCGAUGCGCCUCCGCAGGUGAAUGAAAUUCGAGAGGUACCGGAACCGAUGGAGCAAACGUGCUUGAAAUGUGCAGCGAGCAAGCCCUGCGAGUACAGUCUAAUACAGGAGGAUGGUGAGGAGGCAAAGUUUAUCUGUUCGUUCGACUGCGUCCAGCAGAUGCGAACCGAAAAUCCCGGAAAGUAUGCGCUGAUUCAAAAGCGAGUCGCGAUCGUGCAGAUUUUUGACUGCGAGAAAAGUUGCGUUCGUUGUGAGAAGAAAACCACCUGCCAGUAUCGGUACCAGAGUGGAAAGCCGGACAGCGAAGACCGCUACAAGUACCUUUGCGAUACGAAGUGCGUCGAGCAUCUGACUUCGAUCAAUGGGGAAAAGUACGUGCUGAAGAGGAAGCGUUAUCUGGUUGAUGAGAAGUCCGACCCGGAGGAGAAAAAGUGCAUCCAGUGCAAUGAGAUUAAGAAUUGCAAGUACUACUUCUCCCAGGAUGACGAUGAGAUGUUCAUUUGUCACGAAGACUGCUUGAAUUUGCUGAUGACGGAACAUCAGGAUCUGUUCCGUUUGAAGCGGCGAUCGGUACGGGUUAGAGAUCUGCCGAAACGGAUCCCCAACGAACCGGAGACUCCGGUGGAGAACGUAAAGGCAGUUGCCCGCUCGGAGGAGGAAGCCGAACACGCUCGGCUGGAGCGUGAAGCUAGCUAUAUGAGACGGUGCGCACAGUGCUUUGGACUGAUUCAGCUGACCGAGAAAACACUGCAGUGGGAGACGCUUGAUUUCUGUAACGAGAAAUGCCUGGGAGUGUAUCAGAACUCGGUCGGCUCGAACUGUGCCAUGUGCAGCAGUUCGGUUUCGGUCACCAGUCUGGGUAAGUACUGCGUGCGGUUCGGAUUCGAUGUGCGGCAGUUCUGCCGCUCCAGUUGUCUGGACCAGUACAAGAAGAAUUUGAAAGUUUGUUCCUACUGUCAGCGAGAUAUCACCAUCGGUGAGCUGGGAUUCCUGGCGCCGGUCGGGGAUAAAGGUCUUUUUAAGGACUUUUGUACGCAAAUCUGUUUGAAGAAGUACGAGGAAGUUCUGGAUCCGAGCAAAAAACAGGUUCCCCAUGUGUGUGCCGUCUGUAAUCAUGAGAAGGUCACAAAGAUCAACGUAAUGCUAGACAAUCGGGAGCAUUUCUUCUGCAGUACGCCGUGCUUUUCGGCGUUCAAAUUCGUUAACAACGUGAACCCGGAUGAGUGUGCCAUGUGUAAGACCUACUUCGAGCGGAAGUCGACCGAUAGUUUUACCAUAUUUACCACGGAUCGAGGUCAGGAAGGUGCCCCGUUCUGCUCGAAAAUAUGCAUGAAUCUCUACAUCAUCACCAACCGAAAGAUUGUGUCGUGCAAUUGGUGCAAGGUGAAGAAAUACAACUUUGACAUGAUCCAGAAGGUGGUUGGCAACAUGGCAAUGUGUUCGCUGAACUGUCUAACGCUGUGCGAAGUCUCGGUGAACGCACUUUCCAUGAAGCAGAUCCAUUGCGAUCACUGUAAACAGCUGAAAACGCCACAAUAUCACCUGACGAUGAGCGAUGCGAGUGUACGUAAUUUCUGUACCUACCAGUGUGUGAUGUCCUUCCAGAGUCAGUUCAACAAAAUUCCUCUCACCAUUGAUUCGGAAGAAAUCCGAAACGCACCGGUACCGACCGGAUUGCCCAAGCGUGUUAAGAAAACGGGAACGCUGCCUGCAGCAGCCAUCGCAGCUGCUGCCGCAUCUUCACCGCUGCCACAAAGUUCUGCGAGCCAUUUGCCACAGAAAAAAGGAAGGCCCCCACGAACAGCGGCUGCAGUUGCCAAUGCCGUUAUGACUUCUGGCGAUCUGCCUGUAAUUUCAUCGGUGCAAUCACUGGCCGGCCAGGUGGGUAGUGCUAACCGAUCGACCCGUUCGAAAGUGGGUCGUCCUUCGACGGCUUCCUCUACACCAGGUAUGGAUCUGCCAGAAUUAAGAGUUUCUCUAGAACCACUCAGCGUCCAACUAACGUCCGUUCAGCAGCGUUUUGAAGCACCGGAGCCCCCACCACCGAAGGUGGAACUUAAAACGCAAAUCGUUACAGUUCCAGCCGUUCCUGCUGAGGUGGCAAAUGCCGGCACAAUGUGCAAACCCAUCCAGCAAUCGAAAGCGGUUAGCUGCCGACCGGUUCAAUGUAACGUCGAAUGCCAAACAGAAGAUUGGCUGCAGCGAAAGAUUGUCAUUCCGAUUCCCGUUCCCAUCUACGUCCCAACGCCGAUGCACAUGUACUCGCUGCCCUGUCCGAUUCCCGUACCGUUCCCGCUUCCAAUACCGGUACCGGUUUUCAUUCCAACAACGCGCAACUCCGCUGCCGGCAUCAUGAAAGAAAUCAAAAAAAUCCAAGACAAAAUGCCUACCGAUCCGUACGAGGCAGAACUCCUAAUGAUGGCCGAGAUGGUUGCCGGCGACAAGAAGAAGGACGACAGCGAUUCCGACUCGGACGAAGACGCUGGCGAUCAGUUCGCAACCGGAACCGCCGAUCACGGCAUGGAAAACAACACCUCCUUCAACGAAGAUCUGGUCCAGAUAGCGCUGAAAAUGGCAUCCAACGAUUUCGAAGACCCGCCCGUCGAUCUGGAAUCGGCGAUGCAGGCAAACACAAUCGCUCCCCAGCCGCCGGGCCAUCACGGGUACGACGACGGUUCGCAGCAGCAGCUGCACCACCAGCAGCUGAUGAUGCUCGAGCAGCAACGGCAGGCUCAACAGGCGGCGGCGCUUACCACCCAGCGGGGCGGUCGCAAACGGGCCGCCAACUCGCGGGCAAACAACAACAACCGCCAGCAGAUAUCGCCCAACAAACGCAUCAAACGCGAGCAAAUCAGCGAACCUUCGCCGGAACCGCCGCGAGAGCCGGCCGAAAAGCCGGACGCCAACAUGUGUCUCAAGUACACGUUCGGUGUGAACGCCUGGAAGCAGUGGGUCCUGACCAAGAAUGCCGACCUGGAGAAGAGCACCAUCCGGAGGAAACCGUUCAAGUCGGAAAUACUGCAACUGACGGCGGAUGAGCUCAACUAUUCGCUCUGUCUGUUCGUGAAGGAAGUCCGCAAGCCGAACGGCACCGAGUAUGCACCCGAUACGAUCUACUAUCUGGUGUUAGGCAUUCAGCAAUAUUUGUUCGAGAACGGACGAAUCGAUAACAUCUUUACCGAUCCCUACUACGAGCGCUUCACCGACUGUCUGGAUGAGGUGGCGAAGAAAUUCUCCGUGCUAUACAAUGAUUCCCAAUACAUCGUGACCCGUGUCGAGGAGGAGCACCUGUGGGAGUGCAAACAGCUGGGCGCACACUCACCCCACGUGCUGCUGAGCACGCUAAUGUUCUUCAACACAAAGCAUUUCAAUCUAACGACGGUCGAGGAACAUAUGGAGCUCAGCUUUUCGCACAUUAUGAAACACUGGAAGCGGAACCCGAACCAGGGCGGUGCCAAAAUGCCUGGAUCGCGUAACGUUCUGCUACGAUUCUAUCCUCCGCAGUCGUCGCUUGCUGCCAACUCGCGAAAGAAAAAGGUCUACGAACAGCAGGAGAACGAGGAAAAUCCGCUGAGGUGCCCGGUGAAGUUGUACGAAUUUUACUUGUCGAAAUGCCCGGAGAGCGUUAAAACGCGCAAUGACGUGUUCUAUCUGCAGCCGGAACGAUCCUGCGUGCCCGAUUCACCCGUCUGGUACUCGACGCAAGCUUUGAGCAAGGAGGCCCUAAGCAAAAUGCUGCACCGCGUGAAGAUGGUAAAGGAAAUCAACAUCGCGCUGCUCACCAGCUAAUGAAACGAGACGCACUUCGAUGAGGAUAACACUAGCAAUACCACCACCAGUUCCAACGCCACAACCGGUACCGGUACCAGUAGCUUCUGCUCUACGAUGAACAGCGUAGCCAAUGCGCUCAGUUCACUUCCCUUUCGAACACUGCAGUCGUCACUCCAGCAGCUGCAGCAAAACCAUCAACAACAGCAGCAAUCGGCUGCUUCACAACAGCAACAGCAGCACCAGCAAGCGCAAAAUCACUAUCCCCAGCAGAACAGCAGCAAUGCGCAGAACUCUUCGGUUACGGCGACAGGCCAGCCGCCGACCAGUUUUAUGGCCAACAAUACAACACAUCCGCCACCUCCGCCAGACUACGAUUACUACUAUAACGACUAUUAUCGCCGUUGGAGUGGCAUUAUGAAUUUCUACAAAUAGCAGAAUGGUAAGCAACUGAAACGGAACCAUGGCGGCGGGAACUGCCACAGGUAAGCAAAGUUAAUUCUCGUCACCGUUUUAAAAAAACCAGAAAACCGAGUGAUUUAAAGAUCAACGUAUCCCGAAGGAAGAGGAGGAAGCACGAUACAGAGAUCUCAAAACGUGCAAAGCACCACUCGUAAAAAAAAUUAAUGAAAAACAAAAAACACUUCCUCCGCCGUCACAAAAAAUGAAACGAGCUAUAAGUUUUACUAAGUUUUCGUUAAAAAGAAUCAUCCUUUGAGUCAGCGUAGAAACUAUGAAAAAGUCUAUGUCACCAGUUGCGUGGCUGGAUGUUUGUUUAUUUUUUUCUAGUGCUUUUUAAGUUUUAAGGCAAGAGACUCUAUUUUUUCCCAUAACUGAAUAGAAACGAUAAGUGAAUCUAAGGAAAGUAUGAACGGCAGGAAGUUUCCUUUUUUUUUUUUGUAAAUAUUGUCUUAACCGCUUGAUAGAGGUAACUUCACUCAACUCUGAACAUAGAAAACUAAAAAAAAUCAAUAAAAAAAAUUAAAAAAUCGAGGAUAAACACAAACAUUAAGUCAGUGGAAUCGAUAAGAGAACAUAGUUUUUAGGUGGAAAUGAGACAGAAAGAAUAAUUACUGCAACACACACACACAUAUUAGUAUAGAACAGCUAAACACAUUUUAUUGUUAGAAGCAUUUGAGCAGAAAACAGAUUAUCAAAAUUUGAGCUCUCCUUUGCACUUAACGAAGAACGGUUUGCUGUACAAAAAAGCAAGCACAUAGGGCGUUUUUUUUCGGUUGUUUUUUCCCCAUUACGAUUUAAUUUCUCCUUUUGUUUUUGGUCAGUGUAUCAAGCUGAGUAGAUACCCCUAACUGGAUAACUAAUAGCAGAAAUGUUCUAGUUUCAUAGGCAUUAAAACUUUAUCACUAUCACAGAGAAGCAGAGAAAGAGAGAGAGAGAGAUGGAUAUUUUCCAAAAUGUAAAAAUAGUGUCAAGGAAACGGACAAAAAUAGUCACAACAAACAGACAAACAUUAUUAAUCGGAGAAC